Messenger RNA from Colletotrichum navitas, 735 nucleotides. Its product is annotated as large conductance mechanosensitive channel protein. Gene Ontology annotation, biological process: monoatomic ion transport. The transcript has 4 exons. Lineage: Eukaryota; Fungi; Ascomycota; Sordariomycetes; Glomerellales; Glomerellaceae. Bases 125 to 709 code for a protein of 194 amino acids. Gene Ontology annotation, cellular component: membrane. The record is from RefSeq and is a predicted model, not a curated record. Gene Ontology annotation, molecular function: mechanosensitive monoatomic ion channel activity.
UUCCUUGGUCUACAGCGACUGUUUCAUCGUCCAUCGCACACUUCCUUUGCCCCUCUCCUCCUCCUCCUCCUCCUCCUCUUCUUCUUGUUCUCCCAAGAGCCGAGUCGGAGGAGCAACGCUCAACAUGCCCUCCCUUCCGUUCGCAGACCGCAUCUCCUCGGCGUCCAACAUGCGAGGCAACAGCGACAACGGCGAGGAGGAAUCGCUCCUCGGCCGUGGCCGGGAAAAGGCUCGCCGCUUCUGGGACGGCUUCAUUGAUUUUGCCUUGCAGGGCAAUAUCCUCGAGAUCGCUUUUGGUUUGAUCAUCGCCGCCGCCUUUACCACUCUCGUCAACAAUUUUGUGCAGAACAUCAUCAUGCCCCCCAUUUCCGUCAUCCUCCCUCUCAACCGCAACAUGGAGCAAAAGUUUGCCGUCCUCCAGGGCGGCCCCAACUACACCCAGAGCGGGUACACAACCCUCGAGCGCGCAAAGGAUGACGGUGCCGUUGUCCUGGCCUAUGGCUCGUUUCUCAACCAACUCGUGUCAUUCCUCUGCAUCGGAAUCUCCCUCUACGGCCUGGCCCACGUCUUCCAAUUCUUCUCCCCAGAACCGAUCAUUAAGCAUACCGUUAAAUGCAGAUACUGUCGAAAGCGGAUCAGCAAUAAGGCGCAACGUUGCGUCAACUGCACCAGCUGGCAGGAUGGUCGCGAGGACAGGGUUCCCCAGUGAUUCCAGCGUCUUCAUUUGUUCAAGCA